Molecule: messenger RNA, 342 nt
Organism: Trichobilharzia szidati
Lineage: Eukaryota; Metazoa; Platyhelminthes; Trematoda; Strigeidida; Schistosomatidae
Source: the annotation of a GenBank genome assembly
AUGUUAAAUACUGCUGCUCCACGUGAUGGUUAUACAAUGUACAAUGAAGCGAUCGCUUCAGUCUACUCAUAUCCAUGGUUUCAUUUUAUUUAUGCACUGGCCGCUUUAUACUUGAUGACUCAAUUAACUAAUUGGUAUAAUCCACAGAUUUCACGUGUAGAUACUUUAUCAGAAUCAUGGGCAAAUAUGUGGAUGAAAUUGGCAUCGUGUUGGUUAGCUUUAAUAUUAUAUGCAUGGACUAUAGCCUGUCCAAGAUUGUGUAUUGGUCGAAAACUUGGUGCAGCACCAUUUACACCACGUACACCACGAGGGAAAAUAUCACCAAAUGUAUCGGUUGUUUAA